Molecule: messenger RNA, 2043 nt
Organism: Manacus vitellinus (golden-collared manakin)
Lineage: Eukaryota; Metazoa; Chordata; Aves; Passeriformes; Pipridae
Gene: DMAP1
Product: DNA methyltransferase 1 associated protein 1
Exons: 9
Coding region: 243-1637 (464 amino acids)
Biological process (GO): negative regulation of transcription by RNA polymerase II; chromatin remodeling; DNA repair
Cellular component (GO): nucleus; NuA4 histone acetyltransferase complex; Swr1 complex
Molecular function (GO): transcription corepressor activity
Source: RefSeq, a predicted model, not a curated record
GAGGCGGCUGAGGGGGGUGUGUGUCUAUGUGGAGCUGCGCGUGUGAGUGUGUGUGUGCACAUGUAGGCGUGUGUGUGAGCGGAUAUACGUGCGGGUACGGGUAUGCACACACACACGCGCGUGUCUGUGUGUGCCCGCGGUGCCCCCGAAGGAGUUAACCCCGGACCCCCGGUUUCCCGCCCUCCCAGAGCUGGAGGGGACGGACAGGACGGCGCAGAGAAGGCCAGAGGGCAGGCGGAGAGAUGGCGACGGGGGCAGACGUACGGGACAUCCUGGAGCUGGGAGGCGUGGAGUCGGAGAACACGGGCACCAUCAACAAGAAGGACAUCAUCAACUCGGAUAAGAAAAAAUCCAAGAAAUCUUCAGAGACGUUGACGUUUAAGAGGCCAGAAGGAAUGCACCGAGAAGUUUAUGCACUUCUCUAUUCUGACAAGAAGGAUGCACCUCCACUGCUGCCAAGUGAUACAACUCAGGGUUAUCGAACAGUCAAAGCAAAACUGGGGUCCAAGAAAGUCCGGCCUUGGAAGUGGAUGCCUUUCACCAAUCCAGCCAGGAAAGACGGAGCAAUGUUCUACCACUGGAGGAGAGCAGCAGAGGAAGGGAAGGACUACCCUUUUGCCAGGUUCAAUAAAACAGUGCAGGUACCUGUCUACUCGGAGCAGGAGUACCAGAUGUAUCUCCACGACGAUGCGUGGACCAAAGCCGAGACAGACCACCUCUUCGACCUGGCUCGGCGCUUUGAUCUGCGCUUCGUGGUCAUUCACGACCGCUACGAUCACCAGCAGUUCAAGAAAAGAUCAGUGGAGGACCUGAAGGAACGAUAUUACCACAUUUGUGCCAAGCUGGCUAAUAUUCGUGCAGCUCCAGGCACAGACCUGAAAAUCCCAGUCUUUGAUGCUGGCCAUGAGAGACGAAGGAAGGAACAACUGGAAAGGCUUUACAAUAGGACACCAGAGCAGGUGGCAGAAGAAGAAUACCUCAUCCAGGAGCUCCGCAAAAUUGAAACCAGGAAGAAAGAGAGAGAAAAGAGAACCCAAGACCUGCAGAAGCUCAUCACAGCUGCUGACACCACAACUGAGCAGAGGCGUGCCGAGCGCAAGGCUCCCAAGAAGAAGCUGCCACAGAAGAAGGAGACAGAGAAGCCUGCUGUUCCCGAGACUGCUGGCAUCAAGUUUCCUGACUUCAAAUCUGCAGGUGUCACGCUGCGAAGCCAGAGGAUGAAACUGCCAAGCUCGGUGGGACAGAAGAAGAUUAAAGCCCUGGAGCAGAUGCUGAUGGAACUCGGAGUAGAUCUCAACCCUAUGCCCACAGAGGAGAUCGUGCAGAUGUUCAACGAGCUGCGGAGCGACCUGGUGCUGCUCUACGAGCUGAAACAAGCCUUUGCCAACUGCGAGUAUGAGCUGCAGAUGUUACGGCACCGCUACGAGGCCCUGGCCAAAGCUGGGAGCAUUGGCCCCCUCAGCGUGGAAGGUGCCCAUCCAGAUGGCCAGACAGGGCUUGGCAUCGAGGAGGGCAAGGGAGAUACCAAGGACCAGAUCAUUGAUGUAGUAGGAGCACCACUGACCCCCAACUCGGUGAGAAGGAAGGUUGGGGGGGCAGAACAGGGAGCACUCAGGUCUCCGACGCAGAUGCCCUGACGAGCGCUGGGGAUGCUGCCCUGCUCUCCCUCCAGGCAUGCGCGUCCAAGGGAGCAGAACACGCCUGUUCCCCCCCAAGUCCCAGUGCUGCUCUCUGGGAUUGUCUCCUGUGCUGGACAGUGUUCUUGGUGCUACAGGUGGGGUCAGCAGGGCUUUCUACAUCCUGCAUGCAGGCAGAUGGCUUGACGUGGGUGCCACCGUGGACCAAAGCAGCGAGGCUUUGGGUGAUGAGAGCUUGCUCUAGGGCAGCAACAGUGCAGCUGCAGGCCUGAGGCAUUUUCCGUCUAGACACAGUCCCGUAAGGGUUGCUCAGCAGAGGGAAGCAAGUGGGGAAAGCAGUCUUGAGGUGAUGAGCCAUGACCUGCCCGAGACUCUGGGGUCAAGCAGUAGCCUUGCCUGGAGCAGG